AUGCUAACAGAGUUCUUUCAUACAUGCACAACAGACAAGUAUGCUGAAAAACUAUUAUACAGAGAAUUCCCAGAGCAUUAUACAUGGAGCGGGAUGGAAAGAAUAUGGUCAAAAAGAAAAAAUAAAAAAGUGAUAAGGCGUGUCAAUGCAGCAAAUCCAAUUGAAGGCGAGAGAUAUUACAUGAGGAUUUUGUUGAGUCAUGUAAGAGGACCAAAAUCAUUUAAUAAUUUGCUAACUGUCAACGGUGUUCCAUACUCAACAUUCAAGGAAUCAACAAUGAACAGAGGAUUGCUGGAAUCUGAUAACAGUGCAUCAGAAUGCAUGAAAGAAGAUGUAGAGUACCAAAUGCCAAAAGAACUACGAAGAAUAUUUGCCACAUUAUUAGUGUAUUGUGAUCCUCCAAGUGUUAGACAAUUGUGGGACGAUAAUUAUGAAGCCAUGGCAGAAGAUUUUAAAAAAAUACAUGAAAAUUCACUUGAAAUGCAGAUUUCUUCUACUCUUGAAAGCAUCAACUAUUAUUUAAAAAGCAUGGGAAAAAACAUAAAAGACUAUGAUUUACCAAAAGUAAAGGCAAGAUCAGACCAAAUCUUCUCAAACGUGACAAAAGAAAUUGAAGAAGAGAUGGCAAUAGAAGUACCACAAGAAGACCUCGACGCAACAAAUAAGCUAAAUAAUGAGCAAAUGAAAGCAUAUAAUGUCAUUCUUGCAAGAAUAAAUUCAAAAAAAAGUGGAGCAUUCUUCGUUGAUGGACCAGGUGGAACCGGGAAAACAUUCCUUUAUCGUGCACUCCUUGCUAACAUACGUUCAAAAGGAAUGAUAGCUCUAGCUACAGCAACAUCUGGAGUGGCAGCAGCAAUUAUGCCCGGAGGAAGAACUGCACAUAACCGAUUUUCAAUACCUUUAAGUCCUACGGAGUCCAGCUUAUGUGGGAUUUCAAAACAAAGUGGCAAGGCCGAAUUAUUAAGGAAAGCAACACUAAUAAUAUGGGACGAGGCGCUGAUGGCUAAACGAUUUGCAAUAGAAACUGUUGACAGAAGCGUUAAGGAUAUUAUGAACAGUACAGAACCAUUUGGAGGAAAAGUUUUUGUCUUUGGAGGAGAUAUUAGACAAGUACUUCCGGUGGUGCCUAAAGGAACAAGACAAGAAACUGUUAGCUCAAGUCUCAUAAAAUCAUAUCUAUGGGAAAAAAUGGAGGUGUUGAAAUUGACGGUAAAUAUGAGGGCCAAAUCGGACAAAGAUUUUGGCAAUUUUCUACUUCGAAUCGGUAACGGAGAAGAACCAACAAAAGGAGAUAACUUGAUAAAGAUACCAGAAGAGAUGGUAAUAAAAGACGGAGAUGACGAUGCCUCUGAAAAUGCACUUAUUGAUGCAGUGUACCCGUCAUUGCAAGAAAAUUCUACCUCGCCAAAUUUCAUGACAAAUCGAGCAAUAUUGGCAACUAAAAAUGAAUAUGUAGACAAUUUAAACCAAAAGAUGAUAACAUUAUUCCCUAGAGAAAGCAAAAUCUAUAAUAGCUUUGAUGAGGCGGUAGACGAUACAACUAAUUACUAUCAAGAGGAGUUUUUAAAUACUUUACUGCCGAAUGGAUUGCCUCCACAUAAGUUAGAACUGAAAGUCAAUUGCCCUAUCAUGCUGUUAAGAAACCUAGACCCUUCAAAUGGAUUGUGUAAUGGAACAAGAAUGGCAUGCAAAAAAUUUGGUAAUAAUGUCAUACACGCUGAAAUAACAGUGGGCCAACAUACUGGAAAACAAGUGCUUCUACCAAGGAUACCAUUAUCUCCGGCAGAAAAUGAAGGAUAUCCAUUUCGUUUCAAGAGAAAACAAUUUGCUAUGCGUCUUUGUUUUGCUAUGACUAUAAAUAAGGCUCAAGGACAAACAAUUCAAAAUGUAGGAGUAUAUUUGCCAGAACCAGUUUUCUCACACGGACAAUUAUAUGUGGCACUUUCUAGAGGAGUUUCAUUGCCAACAACUAAAGUCCUUGUGAAGUCUGAAAAAACAAAGAAAGCAAAAGGAAUAUAUACGAAAAACGUUGUAUAUAAAGAAGUUCAACUUCCUUAG
Messenger RNA from Mercurialis annua (annual mercury), 2058 nucleotides. RefSeq lists its product as uncharacterized. The record is from RefSeq and is a predicted model, not a curated record. Gene Ontology annotation, molecular function: DNA helicase activity. Lineage: Eukaryota; Viridiplantae; Streptophyta; Magnoliopsida; Malpighiales; Euphorbiaceae. The coding region runs from base 1 to 2058 and encodes 685 amino acids. The transcript has a single exon. Gene Ontology annotation, biological process: telomere maintenance; DNA repair.